Molecule: messenger RNA, 787 nt
Organism: Cicer arietinum (chickpea)
Lineage: Eukaryota; Viridiplantae; Streptophyta; Magnoliopsida; Fabales; Fabaceae
Source: RefSeq, a predicted model, not a curated record
GGGGCAAGCAGAAGAGGCCCAAGCGGAUGAGGCCCAACCUGAAGCAGAUGACGGAUAUCCUGGUGGUCCGGUUGACAGGUCUGUCAUAAGGACAUACGGGGAUCAUGUUGCGACACGACUAUGGGACGGCGUGGAUCGCGGAGAGUUAAGGAUUUUCAGCAAUGGCAAAAAAUUAAAAGAAGCUGUCAUUGAAAAUCAAGAGGUUGAGGAACUUGUUAAAAGUUUUGGUUUAUAUACAUUGCUAAAAUGCAGCUAUGAGAUGAUCGACAAAGGUCUAAUUUAUGUCUUUGUCGAGAGAUGGCAUCGCGACACCAACAACUUUCAUCUUCCAAUUGGGGAGAAGACCAUUACUUUGGACGAUGUCUCUUCGCUGCUGCAUAUACCCAUCACCGGUGCAUUCUUCAGCGUUAAUAUAUUUAACAAGGAUGACGCUGCAGAGUUGUUGGGUGAGCUUCUUGGGGUGAGUCUGGCUGCUGCAUAUGCUGAGUUUAACUUGACGCGGACAACCACUGUCGGUACAGUUGGUUGCUUGACGUAUACCAUCAGCGAUGUGCUGAUCAGCAUUGGCAGAUGGCUGCAAGGGCAUUUCUUUUAUUUUUGGUGGGUUGCACCUUGUUCAGCGACAAGAGUGCAUUCGCAGUGAGUGUUGUCUACCUUGAAUGUUUCAGAGACCUCAAUUCAUGCAGAGGAUAUGCAUGGGGUGUUGUUGCGCUUGCUUACCUAUACGACAAUCUUCGAGAAACGAGUAUGCAUCAGACUAGAACAGUAUCAGGGUAUCUGACACUAU